GUUUUGUAAGGAUAUCGCGCGACAAUUCGUGUUUGUAAAAGUGACCAAAAAUGCAAAGUUACAUUAAAACAGUUCGGAAGGAGAUAUCGAAACAUUCCAAGAAUAAAAGUGAAUCAAAAGUCAAAAUACCUUUUGACAACUAUAAGUCAGAAGACGUUUUCACUGCAAUUAAUGGAAAGAAUUCUAAACCAGAACGAGCCCCUCGUAAAAAGAUUUCUAAAAAUAAAUAUAGCUUGGAUUUAUAUAAAUCAGAGGAGGCAUUUGUAAAUAAUGAUAUUAAACAGAAUGGAUCCAAUAAGUCACAUAAUGUGCAAAAGUCAAAAAAGAAAUAUUUAUUAAGCCCUUCAAUAUCAGAAAAUGACAGCAUCAGUUCUCCAAAAUUAAAGCUAACAAAAAAGAGGAAGCUUCAGAAAAUAAACUCCAUAAACUUUUCUUCAGAAUCAGCAAAUGAAUUAAAACCAAAAAAAUUAAAAAAGAAGGCUUAUGAAUCUCCAUUUCAAACAAACAAAAAUGAAUCAAUAGACUCUGAUUAUGGUAUAAAAUACAUGUAUGAUGAUGAAUGGAACAGUGAGCAAGAAGAUUUCAGUUUUGAAGAGUUUUCACAUAACUACUCUGUAAGUGAAGACAAUUAUGAUAUAUCACCAGAAGACACAUUUAAAGAUUACAUAGAAUCUUCUUCAAAUUUUGGUAAAGUUAAAGGAUUGAGUAGUUCAUCAGGCCUACUUGAUUGCUCUGAUAAGUCAUUGUCUGAACAAGAAUCUGUUGAUGAAAGUGGACCUGAAAAGCCAUUGACUGAACAAGAAUCUGUCGAUGAAUGUGGGUCUGAAAAGUCUUUGACUGAACCAGAAUCUGCUGAAGAGAGUGAACCUGAAAAUUUACCUGAUACUAAUGAUGAUGCAUCAGAAAUGCGGGAUCAGAGUCUAGAAUUACCUAGUAAUGUUUUCCCUGAUAGUGUACAAUCAUUUGAUUUACACAAUGCAACAUUGUUGAUAAUCAAGAAGGAACAAUAUUUAAAUGUUCAUGGAUAUGGAAAAGUUGAAGUGAUCUAUGGAUCUAUAAAAGUAUUUGGAAAUGUUUUAGGUGUAAAUAAGAUCAUAAAUUUAUUUUCACCAAGGGGAACUGCUUUAUACUCAUUAGAAAAUGCCAGUGAAUCAGAUAAUUUCACUGUCAUGUCAUUGCAAACCCUAGUGCCAAUAUUACAAAAAUACUCCAAUUUAGAUGAUAUAACCAUACAUAAAAAUGAUGCUGUUGUAUUAAUUACUAAGAUAGAUAGUCCAAAAGUAACUUUCAUAGAAGAACAUAUAUCACAACAAAUAUUCCCAACAGUUGCACCAGGUACUCCACAAGUUUCUUUCAAUCCAAUAGGAAAUUGGAACAGUAUUAAAAUCAGUCCAAUAUGGGAUGAAAAAUUAGAAAAGAUAAAUACGACAUCCAAAUGUAUGCUGAUAGGUGGAAAAGGAGUUGGAAAAAGCACUCUUCUCAGAUAUGCAAUCAAUAAAUUACUAAUGUCUUAUAAGGAAAUACGAAUAAUAGAUUUAGAUCCUGGACAAUCAGAAUUUACUGUUCCCAGUUGUGUUUCUAUUGUCAAGAUAGAUAAACCUAUCUAUGGACCAAAUUAUUUCCAUCUGACCAGUACUGAACGAUCAAUACUGUCCAAUAUAAAUGUUGGAAAUAAUCCCAGCAAGUAUAUAGAGGCUGUAGAAUCUUUAAUGACCUUUUAUAACACUCUAUCUCCUCUACCAACACUAAUAAACUCUAUGGGAUUCACUACAGGAAUAGGCAUAAAUAUUGUAUCAUCUAUAAUUGCUGCAGUACAACCCACAAGUGUGGUGCAAAUUGUAAGCAGGAAUCGAAAAAAGAAUUUCCCUUGUGUUUUGACUGUAGAUAACGUUCUUGGAAAUUUAGAACUGUUUUAUAGGCAGAAUUUGCCUCAUUUGAGUUAUCAGCUAGACACUGUGCCAUCAAUGACUGAUAUUAAUGAUGGCUGGAGUCUUGAGCCCAGACAAUUGAGAGAAAUGUGUAUUUUGAGUUAUUUUGGUCAGUUGGUGAAAGAUGGUAAUAAGCCAAUUACAAGCUCUGAUGUUCUCAAAUACCAGAGACCUUUAUCAUCUUUACAGAUUGUUGAUAGUCAGGGUAAAACAUGCCCACCUUCAUCUGCCAAUGCUAAUCUGGUAGCUUUAUGUGAUAUGGAAGAAUCAAAAUUUAUAUGUUAUGGGUGGGGAAUUGUUCAGGGAAUAGACCCACUGAAAGACAAUCUAGUAUUGAUCACACCAGAGCCAGUCAGUGUUUUAGAAAAAGUUGACUACCUGGUUGUUGGCUGCAUAAAUCUUCCUCCUACAAUGUAUAUGAAUAUUAAGGGUGUUUCAGGACUGAUACCAUAUGUAAUGAAUGGAGAACUUGAAGCCCUAUCACAAUUUACAAAGCGAGUGUAUAAGCCGCCAAAUAAUCGUUAAUUAUUAUAGGAUAUUCAUCAUGUAUCCAGAUUUUCCUAUGUUUAUGCAUAUAAAAGUUGUAACGCGUUUAAUUUUUGUUAUUAAUAUCUUGAAAUUUAAUAAAUUGACAAAACAA
This is a messenger RNA of Aethina tumida (small hive beetle), 2568 nucleotides long. Its product is annotated as polynucleotide 5'-hydroxyl-kinase NOL9. The transcript has 5 exons. Gene Ontology annotation, biological process: cleavage in ITS2 between 5.8S rRNA and LSU-rRNA of tricistronic rRNA transcript (SSU-rRNA, 5.8S rRNA, LSU-rRNA). NCBI's taxonomy places the organism in Eukaryota, Metazoa, Arthropoda, Insecta, Coleoptera, Nitidulidae. Gene Ontology annotation, molecular function: polynucleotide 5'-hydroxyl-kinase activity. The coding region runs from base 51 to 2453 and encodes 800 amino acids. Gene Ontology annotation, cellular component: nucleus. The record is from RefSeq and is a predicted model, not a curated record.